Messenger RNA from Carassius carassius (crucian carp), 3838 nucleotides. It is a transcript of the gene iqsec3a, whose product is annotated as IQ motif and Sec7 domain ArfGEF 3a. Bases 451 to 3249 code for a protein of 932 amino acids. The transcript has 12 exons. The record is from RefSeq and is a predicted model, not a curated record. Lineage: Eukaryota; Metazoa; Chordata; Actinopteri; Cypriniformes; Cyprinidae. Gene Ontology annotation, molecular function: protein binding; guanyl-nucleotide exchange factor activity. Gene Ontology annotation, biological process: regulation of ARF protein signal transduction; actin cytoskeleton organization.
CCUUCUCCCAUUGAAACACCAUCACCUGCUGCAUCACCACCACCUGGGGUGACUUCCACCAGUGCCAUCCAGCCCGAGGUCCAGGUGGCACCUCAGGUUGCAGGGAGCAUCGUGUCAUCUGUCAAUACAGGAGGGGCAGAUGGGGGUAGAGAUGGAGAUGAAGCACACGAGAGAGGGAGUGCAGAGGUGGAGAAGGAAGAGGUGAGGGUACAAGAGAUUGAACAGGAGGAAGAAAAACCCCAGGCUCAACCACCACAACCAAUUCAGCAAGAGGUGAAGAAAGAGACAGAGGAGCUGGAAAAGGAAACAGCAAGUACAGGAGGCACAGGAAGGAGGCAAAGCUUGCAUCACACUGCUUCACCAAUCAGAGUGCAGAGGAAUGGAGCAUGCAGUCACUCUACAACCUCCGACUAUGAACUCUCGCUCGACCUCAAAAACAAGCAGAUCGAAAUGUUAGAGCACAAAUAUGGGGGCCACCUCAUCUCACGCCACGCUGCUUGCAAGAUCCAAACAGCCUUUCGCCAGUAUCAGCUCAGCAAAAACUUUGAGAAGAUCCGAAACUCCCUCCUGGAAAGUCGUUUGCCACGCCGUAUCUCCCUACGAAAAGUGCGGGUGCAAAAUACAGAAGGUAUCUCAGCUGAACGGGCGCUGGCUGAAGGCUACAAUCUGACAAGUAUCCCCCUUGUCCGGUCCCCGUCCCUGCCAACCACGGUAGGUGGCUCCCUUACUGAUCUUGAAGAUUCCUUUAAUGAGCAAGUCCAGUCCCUUGCCAAAUCCAUUGAUGAUGCACUUAGCAACUGGAGCAUGAAGACCAUGUGUUCACUCCAAGAAGGUGGCACCUACCAAUUUAGCUCAGAGGCCUUUAGUACGGCUGGUAACAAUACUGGGUUCGCAGGAACAGUACAAGAAUGUGACCCCAUGGACCCUGCCACAUUCAAUAGUGGAAUAGGCCAAGUAGACAACUCUGAGAACGUGGCCCGUAGUGCCAGCAAGCUGAUGAUGGCCUUCCGGGAUGUGACAGUUCAAAUUGACAGCAAGAAUUUUCAUGUGUCCUCUUCCGUUAUGGAGUCCUCCACCUCUGUUUCCCUUGGUAAUUGUGUUCAGCAGGGGGCCAUAAUUGCUGAAAGCCCACAGCAACCUCUGGUCAAUGAUGCAAAGGAACAGCAUCAACAAGAACAGCCACCGGCAUCUCCCCAGUAUCCAGCUCCUCCACCCCUAGAGUGGGAUGCUGAGGAAGUACUAGAUGGCGACUUCCCAGAUCCUCCUCCAAGUGAGGAGGAGCUUGGGGAGGAUCUUUCACCUCUGGCAAUGGAGAAACAGGAAGUUCCAGAACCAGCAAUUCUAGCAGAGACAGCAAUAACCUCUGAAACCUUGUCUCCACCAGAGGUUGCAGAGAUGCCAGUCACCCCAACUGUAGAGGUUUUGGAAGCUAAACGAAUUGAGUCAGACACAGCGGACAACAGCUCAGAGCAGAUGAGUAGCAGCAGUACAUCCACAUCAGCCCGGUCGACUUCUGAGGUCUCGUCCAAAGAGGCUUUACAGGAUAUGAUUCUUAGCUUGCCCCGAUACCACUGCGAAAACCCAACCAGUUGCAAAUCUCCUACCCUCUCUACUGACGUCAUUCGAAAACGUCUAUAUCGUAUUGGUCUCAACCUCUUCAACAUAAAUCCACACAAGGGCCUCCAGUUUCUCAUCUCCCGUGGGUUCAUUCCAGAUACGCCUAUAGGUGUGGCACACUUCCUGCUUCAGAGGAAGGGGCUGAGUCGACAGAUGAUCGGCGAGUUUCUUGGCAACAGCAAGAAGCCGUUUAACAGAGAUGUGUUAGACUGUGUGGUGGAUGAGAUGGAUUUCUCGGCGAUGGAGUUGGAUGAGGCUCUGAGGAAGUUUCAGGCUCAUAUCCGUGUGCAAGGUGAAGCACAAAAAGUGGAGAGACUGAUAGAGGCAUUCAGCCAGCGUUACUGUAUGUGUAACCCAGAUGUGGUGCAGCAGUUCCACAAUCCAGACACAAUCUUCAUCCUUGCGUUUGCCAUCAUCCUCCUCAACACAGACAUGUACAGUCCCAACAUCAAACCUGACCGAAAGAUGAUGCUGGAAGACUUCAUUCGCAACCUAAGAGGGGUUGACGAUGGUGCAGAUAUUCCACGGGACAUGGUAAUGGGAAUAUAUGAGCGUAUUCAGCUGGGGGAAUUACGAUCAAAUGAAGACCAUGUUACUUAUGUCACCAAGGUGGAGCAAAGCAUUGUGGGAAUGAAAACGGUUCUGUCAGUGCCUCACAGGAGACUAGUGUGCUGCAGUCGACUGUUUGAAGUGACUGAGAUCAACAAACCCCAGAAGCAUGCUGCUCACCAGAGAGAGGUCUUCCUCUUCAACGACCUACUUGUGAUUUUGAAACUGUGUCCAAAGAAGAAGAGUUCAGCUGCCUAUACCUUUUGCAAGGCCUUGGGGCUACUGGGGAUGCAGUUCCACCUGUUCGAAAAUGAAUACUAUCCUCAUGCCAUAACUAUUUUGUCUCCGUGUUCGGGCUCUGAUAAGAAGCAGGUGUUGAAUUUCUGUGCUCAGAGUGCAGAGGACCUGCUCAAGUUCAUAGAGGACCUGAAGGAGUCCAUCGCUGAGGUGUCAGAGAUGGAACAGAUACGUAUUGAAUGGGAGUUGGAGAAACAACAGGGAGCCAAAGGUCACUCCAUAAAGAAUAACGGGACUCUUGAGCUGAGGGGAAGACAAGGUUCUCCUUCUGGCAAACAGGAAAUGAUCACGUCACAGAGCGGACACAAUGCAGUAGAGGUGUCAAUUCACAACAGGCUUCAGACGUACCAGCUCAAUGCAGCACCGCAGAGCCCUGAGAGCACCGCCUUUCUCAACCACCAGAGGGAGCUCAUCCAGCAGCCUCCGUUGCAAUGUGCCAGCCCCUUACCCUCACACUCCUACCAGCCCGUGGCCCUGGCUGAGAUACGACCCGACACGCUCAUCCAGUGUCAGCAAAUCGUCAAGGUCAUCGUCUUGGACAAAGGCGGUCACAGACGUAUGGAGGCGUUCCUUAGCCAGAGCCCCACUCAUCACCAACUCAUCCAGUCUGUCGUCUCCACACCAGUGCGCUCACGUGAUGGCGGAGUCAACCAUGGGGGGAACGAUGGUUCACAACCACCCUUGCCUCCACCACCACCACCAUAUAACCACCCUCAUCAGUAUAUACCCCCAGAUCCCCGUCUUGCACUGCAGAGGACCCCAAGUGGCUCUCGUAGCCUCAUAUAGAGUUCAAACCAAUAACUAUAAAACACUCCAGGCGCACUUUUGACAGAAUUUAUCUAAAUAUGUAUAUACAUAAAAGAAAUAUAAUGUAAAAAAUAAAAUAAAAUUAUAUCAAUAUGCACAUAUUUAAGGUAAGAGACAUGAAGACUUAAUUGACAUUACAGAUAUGUGAAACAACCAAUAAGAAAAUACAAUUUACCUAAUUGCUGGUUAUUUUUAAAUAAUAUGUAGUUUUAUCAAAUUUAUAUAUUGGUUCUCGUCUUUCUGGACACUCUCUGAGGUUAUAUCGAGUACUUGUUCUUGACAGGAUUUCUCUGGUACAUUUUGUUAUAGACAAAAUGUUUUCACAAAAUAAUGUGACACCCGAUUAUACCGGUUUAAAUUCUGCCGACACUUGCUUUUGUGCGGGAGCUGGUUUUACGUGUAAAAUCACCAUUUUUGGCUUUUAUUAUCCUACUGAUGUGUAUGUGUGUGUGUGUGCUUUUGUCUGGAAAAAAAGAUACGUGCCAAAAUGAGGACUCCCUCCUCCGUGGACUUUUUGCACUGUUGAACGCUUAGGGCUAGAGCAAACAUAUGUUUAAAUCAAUGAUCA